Acanthochromis polyacanthus (spiny chromis) is the source of this 3204-nucleotide messenger RNA. It is a transcript of the gene ndor1, whose product is annotated as NADPH dependent diflavin oxidoreductase 1. The transcript has 15 exons. Gene Ontology annotation, cellular component: cytosol. The record is from RefSeq and is a predicted model, not a curated record. Gene Ontology annotation, molecular function: NADPH-hemoprotein reductase activity; FMN binding; flavin adenine dinucleotide binding. NCBI's taxonomy places the organism in Eukaryota, Metazoa, Chordata, Actinopteri, Pomacentridae. The coding region runs from base 138 to 1922 and encodes 594 amino acids.
CCAAUCACAGCGAGUAUCGGUUCUGCCGUAAAGUGUAACGGUGGUGGUCAGAAUGAGGAGCUGUUAGCAUCUCUUAGUGGAGAAAUUAGUCACAUUUAUUAACGUUAAAGGCUGUUGUUGACCAAGACAGCUGCGUCAUGUCAAGUCCUUCUCUGCUCGUCCUGUAUGGGAGCCAGACGGGUACAGCCCAGGACACGGCACAGAGGAUCAUGCGGCAGGCGCAGAGAAGGCGGAUGCAAGUUCAAGUGUUGCCUUUGGAUAGCUACAAUGUGGCCAACCUGAUCUCAGAGUCUCUGGUUGUCUUUGUUUGCUCCACCACUGGUCAAGGAGACCCUCCUGAUAAUAUGAAGAACUUCUGGAGGUUUCUCUUUAGGAAGUCUUUACCUGCUGGCUCUCUGGGUCUGUUGGACUGUGCAGUCCUGGGCCUGGGGGACUCCUCCUAUCCCAAAUUCAAUUUUGUGGCCAAGAAGCUUCAUAAGCGCCUCCUGCAGCUGGGUGCCAGCAUGCUGCUGCCUGUGGGGCUGGCAGAUGACCAGCAUGACCUGGGGGCGGAUGCUGUGAUUGAUCCGUGGCUCACGUUACUUUGGGAGAAAGUGUUCACUCUGUACCCGUCUUUAGCUGAAGUGAUCCCACUGAGAGAGGAUGAACCACUCCCUCCAACGUACACGUUCCACUUCUUAGACGAUGUGAAAGAGGAGACGGAUGACAGGCUCAGGAUUGCCAUGGAUCAAACAAUCCCCUCCCAGUCCCAUCCCUUUCCUGCUAGAAUGGUGUUCAAUAAGAGAGUCACGGAGCUGUCACACUUUCAGGACGUGAGACACAUUGAGUUUGACAUCACUGGAUCCAACAUUGAGUUUGCUGCUGGUGAUGUUGUUGUGAUGCGUCCUUGUAACUCACCAGAGGAUGUAGAGCUCUUCUGUCAGCUGCUGAGGUUAGAUCCAGAGACCCGGUUCACUCUCAGGGCCACAGACAACACUGCAGUUCCAGCCAGGCUUCCUCAGCCCUGCAGUGUUGGCCAGCUGGUGGAGAGCUUCCUGGACAUCGCCGCUGUGCCUCGCCGCUCCUUCUUUGAGCUGCUGUCUACCUUCGCCACCAACGAGCUGGAGCGGGACAAGCUGGCUGAAUUCAGCUCAGCAGCGGGACAGGACGAGCUGCACAGCUACUGCAACCGUCCACGACGCACAGCGCUGGAGGUCUUGGCAGAUUUCCCCCAUACCACAGCAGAACUUAAAGCAGACUAUCUCUUUGAUCUUUUCCCUGAGAUCCAGCCUCGCUCAUUUUCCAUCGCCUCCUCUCUCCAGGCUCAUCCAAACAGGCUUCAGAUCCUGGUAGCUGUGGUCCAGUACAAAACCAAGUUGUAUAAACCACGAAGAGGCCUCUGCUCCACUUGGCUAGCCUCUUUGGACCCUGCACAGGGAGAGGUGUGUGUGCCUCUGUGGGUGAAGAAGGGAAGUCUGAAGUUUCCUAAAGAGAAGGACACCCCGGUGAUAAUGGUUGGACCUGGAACAGGAGUCGCACCCUUUAGGUCGGCGUUACAAGAGAGGAUUGCUGAGGGAAAAACUGCCAACGUCCUGUUCUUUGGCUGUCGCUCUGAAACCAAAGACUUCUACUUCAAGUCAGAGUGGGAGGACAUGACGAAGGCUGGACAUCUGGUCCUUUUCACUGCCUUCUCUCGAGACCAGGAGGACAAGGUGUACGUACAACACCGCGUGAGGGAAAACGCAGAGCUCCUAUGGGACCUGAUUUCCAAAAAAAGGGCCUGUUUUUACAUUGCUGGCAACGCUAAAGAGAUGCCAGCCAGCGUGUGUGACGCUCUGAAAGAGGUGUUCCAGCAGGAGGGAGGUGUGUCUGCAGAGGAAGCUGAGCAGAUGCUGGUGGCUAUGGAGAGGACGGGACAAUUUCAGAGUGAGACCUGGUCCUGAUCACGCGGUCUCAGCCCAUUCCAUCUUCGGCUGCAUGAGACCGCUUCGACUGUGGAGCCAUUCUUCAGCCAACAUCAGCAUAUUUAACCCUGGGUUCUUCACCGUUUGUAACAGCACAUGUGACUAAAUACCACAAAGCUCAAAGCUCCAUUUACUUGCGUUUGGAGUUUUCAAGUGCAUCUCCCAGCCUUGAGGUUUGUUUCCACCGUAGGAGCUUUCUCCUGGGAAUAGAACCUUUUUCUAUCCGCUGCUGAACACCACUGACUGAUCGCUCUGAUCGCCACCUCUGUUACACACCCAGCGUGAUUAAACACCUGCUAAUUCAAAAGGGGUUUUACUAGUUGUUUGUGGCUGAUUGUAAGUUCAGUUUUUACAUCUUUGCAGAGUCCCCUUUUGUGAAAAUUGUAUCACAGUUCUGGCAGUAACUGUGUGGGGGAAAAAAAGAUUGGAUUGUUUUGUUACAUAUAUCAACAUGUAAUAGUUUUCUUUAUCUUGUGCAGUCACUGCAGACUGUAACAGGAGAUUUGCAGUCAUGAUGUCAUUUUAAAAUUUGGAAAAACAACUCUAAUUAACUAUAAUUAAUACUAACAACUAGUGCUGUCAAACGAUUCAAUUUUUUAAUCAGAUUAAUCACAGGGUUGCUGUGGAUUAAUUUCGAUUAAUCAAAAUUAAAUAUAAUUCAUCUUUAAUCUAUAUUCAGCGCAUUUCAUUUUGCGUGAGCAAACAGAUUCAAGAAAGAAGGGAAUAUAUAUGCACUUAACAUGUUUAUUAAACACCUGUGCUUCAGUGAAAAGAAAAAUCCUUCGUGUAGAGUGUGUGCGUAUUACUGUAAGUUGGUGGACUGUUCCGUCUUUGGGAGUUUUUUUGUAUUCAGAAAGAAGAGGCCCAGUCAGAGAAAAUGUAUUAAAGCAAAGGUCCAGAAAAUCUUAAUGUCUAACUUGAACUAGUGUGAUAUAUGUCGAUGUAACCUGGUAACUUUAUUAGUGUCUGCACUAAAACACAAAUGUUUUGCUGCCAUUCAUAAGUCACAGCGCGAGUCUGUUCUCUCUGCUCGCUGCUGCACCCGGAGAGUAAACAAGAUCAUGAAUCCGUGUUAGUAUCAUCCAGCUGGGUCAAACUGCAACCAACCAUCGCUGUUUCUUCUCCGCUGCACAAUCACACCGAGCAGGGAGAUGCUGCUGCUGCUGCUGCUGCUGCUGAACACCAAGUCUGGGAGGAAAUUUCACUGAAAAUAUCCGAAGAGUCACCGAAGCAGAGACCAAAAAAAAAAAAAAAACUAAAA